GCACACACAUACAAAAACCUCCCAGGUAAGCGUAACGUUACGCCUCAGGUCAUUGGUGCAGCAAGUCACGUGAUCUGCCUCUUCCACUCACCUUUGCGCUCGCUCCUCCUCCGAGCGGUCCACUCCGGGCGGUGUCGCGGCUCCAGCAGCCAGUGUCAGGUGUCUGGCAGGUUUUCUCACAAGCUUUGGCUGAACGGAAGUUCCCGCAGGUUGAUAGCCAUGGAGAACGGCUCAUUUGUUCGGGGCUCCAAGGUGACGCAGUCCUUGCGUGUCACUGCCAAGGAGCUGUCGCUCGGUGGGCGAGGGAAAAGCAGUGGCAUUGCAAAAAUAUUCUCCAAGUACCAGAAGAAUGCCGAGAAAUCCAAUGCAGAAAAGAAAGGCACCACUGAUAGCGCUCCAUCCUCUCUGCUCGCUGGAAAACUGAAUUCUCUGAAGAAUCAAUUUGAGCAAGCGGUCAACCUAAAUCAGGAUAAAAAGCCUCCUGUUCUGCCUCCCAGUGGCUCCAGCAUUCGCCGCUCACGCUCCGUCCUGACCAGACCCGCUGCCAUCCGCGAGGAGCCCGCGCCUGUCAAGAACCAGGACCUGCACGCCGAUAAGGGGGAUCAGCGCGCAGCCAGGCCAGUGCAGCAGCCACCCGCACCCCCGGCGGGCGACAAGCAGAGAGGGAUGGACAGGGAUGAGGUCACAGACAGGCGAAAACCUGAGACGAUUGAGGAGGAAGCUCCCACCAGCCCACUCGCCACUUUUGAAAAACCCAAAGUUCAGCUGACCGACCUGAAGAUGAAGUUUGAGAAGGGAGAAGACGCCGCUGGAAAGGUCGGCAGGUCGGCGAUUCGCAGCACUUCGUAUGAAGACUCAGAACAUCCUAAAAGUUCUGCGCUGACCCGCUCUGCGUCCAUGAAGGAGAAAAAGGCCAAGUAUGAGCUGAGUGUUGCUAAACAUAACGCCGGCCUCUCUACCGAUCAACCAAAAGGGCCUGCUCUAAGAAAAUCUGUAUCCAUGAGAGUCAAACAGACUCCGGCAGCAGAGUGCAAUGGAGAAGGAACUGAGCAACUCAAAGCAGCCAGGCAGAAGUUUCGCCUGCCAGAGACAACAAAAUGCGCUGCCUGUCAGAAAACGGUGUAUCCUCUGGAGAAAAUGGUGGUUGGUGAACACACUUACCACAAAAACUGCUUCGCCUGUUCUCACUGCAACACCAAGCUGAAUCUGUGCAACUACGCCUCCCUGCAUGGUAAGAUCUACUGCAAGCCGCACUACAACCAGCUGUUCAAGGCCAAAGGGAACUACGACGAAGGCUUCGGCCAUCGCCCUCAUAAGGAGAUGUGGGAACCUCGAGACGAGGGAGAGGAAAGUGAGGAACCGCCGAAGCCCAAAGAGCAACCAGUGGAAGCGAAGCGACCAGCUGAGAGUGUGUCCGAGCCGCAGCCAGAUCCCAGUGGGGAAACGUCGCCACAGGUCAAGGUCACAGACAUGGCCGCCUUGCUGGAGACCCGCACAAAACCGCGGGCCAGCUCCGGAGAGAUGCUGCAGGCUGCAGACAAGCCGGCCGAGAAGCGGCGGCUGAAGGUGGCCUGGCCGCCUCCGGCUGGCGAAGACCGCCCUGGACCGCUGAGUCCGUCCUCAGAGGACUUCCCUUCAAACAGAUCCCGGAGAGCCAAGUGGCCCCCAGAGGAUGAGGUCCAGUCAUCCUUCCAGAGCUCAGAGCAGGCUGAGCUGAAGAGCCUGAGGAGGACCACGUCUCUGAAGGAGCGCAGCCGCAUGUUCACAGUCGCAGCCAAACCGAAACCAACUCCCACAGCCGCCGCGGGUCCCAGGGAGCCGCGGCGCCCACUCAAAUUAGUGCAGGACUGCAGGGCAUCGCUGGAGGAGAAACAGUCAUCUGAAGACAAACCCGAAGUAAACCACCAACAGGAGGAAAAGGAAGAGCAGAGGAGGAAUCAAACGCCAAACGGAGGCGUGAGAACCUCGAAGGAGAAGAAUCCGACAGAAGAUGAGGAGGAACGGAAGGAGAGAGCGCAGGAGGAGGCUGGGAAGGAGAAGCACUCCUCCCAGGAUGUGGGCUUCUGGGAAGACAACAAGGAGGGGAGCGACGCUGAGGAUCUGAGCGCCGAGGAUAUCAUCAAGAAGAACCGCUACUACGAUGAAGACGACGAGGACUCAACAGUGUAACAGCAGCUUAAACAUCCACUUCCAGCAACCAAAAAACCCCACUUUUCGCUCAAAGGUGGUCGACUAAUUUAGCUUUACCAGAUUUUACUCCUGCAGAAACCAAAACUAGCUAUCUGUGAAUCAAAUCUUUUGUUGCUCUUUUUAUGUUUCAUUUAGAUUUGUAAAAAAAUAUUUUUACUUUUUUUUUUUAUCAAUUGCCCUUUGAAAAAUGAAGAACAGCAUUUAAAUUAGUUUUAGUUUUGGCUCUCCGUUUGAUUUUAACUCUUGAAAACUUGGUACAGCUCUUGUCUUCGCUCAGGGAUCAAACAGCUGGUUGUUGCCCAGUUUUGUCCUUGCCUUCAUAUUACAUUAAUACUGCUUCCUUUCACUUUUCUGUUUUAAACUGUUUUUUAAGCUUAAAUUUUUUAUCUGCUUUAAACGUUUUCUUUGCAGAAUACCUGGCUGAUGUUCCACAUACCGCUUGUGCAAUUAGAUUUUUUUUUUUUCAUUAUUGUGUUGCAUAUUACAAAAUUUGCAGUUUUUUGUAAAUUCAUCUCUUGAAAUGAAAACGGACCAAAUGAGCUGCCAAAGUUUCGUGAUAAUUCCUAACAUCUCCAGGGGCCUUUUCAAGUUUAAAGGAACAUUUGCAAAUGUAAUCCAUUUUGUUUGCAAAACAUUUUUAAUGUAUUUUUAUGUACAUGUUUGCACAACAAUUUGUCUUCUUGUGACUGGAGAUCACAACCUGUUUCUGAAACAGAAUUAAAAUGUGCUACUGAG
Molecule: messenger RNA, 2925 nt
Organism: Xiphophorus maculatus (southern platyfish)
Lineage: Eukaryota; Metazoa; Chordata; Actinopteri; Cyprinodontiformes; Poeciliidae
Product: LIM domain and actin-binding protein 1-like
Exons: 10
Coding region: 220-2169 (649 amino acids)
Biological process (GO): actin filament bundle assembly
Cellular component (GO): plasma membrane; actin cytoskeleton
Molecular function (GO): actin filament binding
Source: RefSeq, a predicted model, not a curated record